AUAAAUGAUUAUUAUUUCAGAAAUAUUACCAUAAAAUGAGUGAAACUGCAACUACUUCUGCGUCUAAAACUAAAACAGGAACCUUCUCUGAAGGCCCCUCUGACUAUGGAGCUGAAGAUUUUGACACAGACCGCUGGUCCAACCACAUCACCUAUCACCAGCUAGUGGUAUCCACCUGCAUCAGCAUCACGCAGCUCUGGUGGCACCCCUACGUGGACGACUUGUCCCGACAUGUCCCAUUCCUGAUACUCUACCUGGUGUUCAGUGUGCUGGUCGCCUUCCCUCUGUUUUAUCUGGAGCUGGCCGUGGGAGCCGUGACGAGGAAGAAUCUGGUGCAGUGCUGGGACAUUUCGCCGCUUGCUAGAGGGACCUCCUUCACGUCGCUCUGCAUCUGCCUCCUCACGGCCAUGCCGCUCAGCCUGGUGGCUGCCUACAGCCUGCACUACCUGGUCCACUCCUGCCACCACUUCCUGCCCUGGCUGCACUGCACUGGGCUCAUCUUAGUUAAAGCAGCAGCAGUAGCAUAUAGCAAGAUAGACAACACGGGGUCACAGGACACCAGAAAGUUUAAGAUUACGCAAUUACGCUUAGGUACGCCGCGCGGCAUAGAAAGCACUCACUUCGCGCUUUAUCCCCUGCUGUUCUAUCUUCUAGGAACCUCCUUCACGUCGCUCUGCAUCUGCCUCCUCACGGCCAUGCCGCUCAGCCUGGUGGCUGCCUACAGCCUGCACUACCUCGUCCACUCCUGCCACCACUUCCUGCCCUGGCUGCACUGCGCGGCGGCGGCGAGGCCCCCUUGCAGUGGCCGGCAUAGGGCUGCCGCGCCCGGGGCUGAUACGCCUGCUGCGAGUUUCUUUUACAACUUCGUCCUGAACCUCCACCGAAACGCCCCUGACCGGAGCGGCCUGGGCGGCGGGCUGGGCAACAUCGUGUGGGAGCUCGCCGUCUACUACACCAUCUGCUGGAUGUUGAUAUACUUCAUCGCUUUCAAGAAGAUCUAUAGCUAUUCUAAGUUGGUCCUGUUCAAAGACACCCUUGCUUACCUGACCCUCGUGUGCUGUUCCGUGGGAGUCAUGAGUCUGCAGGGCGCCGGCCGGAUGAUGCACGAGUGUAACUGGUCUGAGCUGUUGGAUGUAGAGCUAUGGCGAGAGGCGGCAGAAUACUCGCUCCUUCAAAUGUCAGUAGGACAAGGCACCCUGAUAAUGUUGGGAGGCUACUGCCCGGGGCAAAGACAACAGUUGCAUUUGACGUCGGUGUUGGGUCUGGUCGCGUCCACCUCGUCUACGAUACUGGCUGCGGUGGUGUUGGGGGCGGUACACGGGGCUCUGAAGACGGAUUAUGAUGAUAAAGUAAAUUUGGAAAGUGGAGCCUCAGCCUCCCUCAUCCUGUGGUCGGACCUGGCGGCGCGCGCGCCCGGCAGUCAGUUCUGGGCGGCUCUCAUCUUCUUCACGCUGUUUGUGUUGGCGCUCACUGCCACGGCCCUCCUAGUCCAAACCAUGAUGUCGUCUCUCUCAGCCGCCUGCAUGCGCAACAACAGCUGGGCCGCGCUCCUACUCGCAUGUACCUUGCACUGCCUUGUGGGGUAUCUGCUGUUGUGUACUGAGAUGGGCAUAAACAUCCUGAACUUCCUCAUCCGCUGGCCCGCCUCCCGCCUGCGCCCCGCCGCCGCCGCCGUGGCCGCGCUCGCCGUGACCUACUUCUACGGACAGAAGCUGUUCUGUGAGGGAAUCUAUGAGGCUGUCGGGGAAUACCCGCCGGCCUUCUUUAGGGUUUCUUGGGCUGUCAGUCCGUGGGUUAUGUUGAUAAUGUUCAUGGCGGACAUGGACCUGUCAGCCUCGACCUGGGAGCGGCGCGCGGGCUGGCUGCUCGUGUCUCUGUGCUCGCUGCCCAUAUUCGCGUGCUCCAUACUGUAUGUGCUGUUCAAGUGCCGGAUUAGGAACAUGGUGACUGAAAAGUGAUUUAAUAUUCAAGUAUUAUCAAUAUUUAUUAAACUAUGUAUAACUUCAACAGUAUAUGAAAUAAAAUGCCGUAUUUUCUUAAUGACACCAUAUUUUAUUCACAAAUUUCUCAUAACACCAAUAUGUUACCAAAAUAAAGGAUUAUUUUAUAGUUAGUCAUACACACAUACAUCAUACAAAUAACAAUUCACGCCGCUGGACCGACAGGCGAUGCUGAGCCUGGAUAUAAACACUUUCCAUACAUUAUACUUUACAUCUUGUCUUUUUAUAAGAACAUUGCCAGUAGAGGCCAACAGGAGUAUCUAUUCUCUAAACAAUUCAAAUAAAAACCCAAUACGGUAAAA
Molecule: messenger RNA, 2302 nt
Organism: Plutella xylostella (diamondback moth)
Lineage: Eukaryota; Metazoa; Arthropoda; Insecta; Lepidoptera; Plutellidae
Source: RefSeq, a predicted model, not a curated record